AUGGCGGCGCCGUCGCGGCUCCUGAUCCGCGGGGGUCGAGUGGUCAACGACGACUUCUCGCAGGUGGCCGACGUGCUGGUGGAGGACGGCGUGGUGCGGGCUCUCGGGCAGGACCUGCUGCCGCCCGGGGGCGCGCCCGCGGGGCUGCGGGUCCUGGACGCCGCCGGCAAGCUCGUCCUGCCCGGCGGCAUCGACACUCACACGCACAUGCAGUUCCCUUUCAUGGGCUCGUGCGCCGUCGAUGACUUCCACCAGGGCACCAAGGCUGCUCUGGCAGGAGGCACCACCAUGACCAUGGAUUUCGCUAUCCCUCAGAAAGGAGGUUCCCUUAUCGAGGCCUUCGAGACCUGGCGAAGCUGGGCUGAUCCCAAAGUCUGCUGUGACUACAGCCUUCACGUGGCAGUGACGUGGUGGAGUGACCAGGUGAGCCCCCUGGGUUCCGCUUGUGGAGAGACUCCAGAACAAAUUCGAGCACCAAGGGGUAUAAUCACGAGCCCAGGCUGGCCUUCUGAAAAUCCUGCCAAAAUCAACUCUAGCUGGUUCAUAAGGGCAAACCCAGGGGAAAUCAUUACUAUAAGUUUUCAGGAUUUUGAUAUUCAAGGGUCCAGAAGAUGCAGUUUGGACUGGUUGACGAUAGAAACAUACAAGAAUAUUGAAAAUUACAGAGCUUGUGGUUCCACAAUUCCACCUCCAUAUAUCUCUUCACAAGAUCAUGUCUGGAUCAGGUUUCAUUCAGAGGACAGCAUCUCUAGAAAGGGUUUCAGACUGGAAUAUUUUUCAGGGAAAUCUGAGGAACCAAACUGUGCUUGUGAUCGGUUUCUUCGUUGUGGUAAUGGAAAGUGUAUACCAGAAGCCUGGAAAUGCAAUAACAUGGAUGAGUGUGGAGAUAGUUCCGAUGAAGAGAUCUGUGCCAAAGAAGCGAAUCCUCCAACAGCUGCUGCUUUUCAGCCCUGUGCUUAGAACCAGUUCCAGUGUCUAUCCCGUUUUACCAAAGUUUACGCUUGCCUCCCUGAAUCCUUAAAAUGUGAUGUGAACAUUGACUGCCUUGACCUAGGAGAUGAGAUAGACUGUGAUGUGCCAACUUGUGGGCAAUGGUUAAAAUAUUUUUAUGGUACUUUCAAUUCUCCCAAUUAUCCAGACUUUUAUCUGCCUGGAAGCAAUUGCUCUUGGUUAAUAGACACUGGUGAUCAUAAAGUCAUUUUGAGCUUCACUGACUUUAAACUUGAUGGUACUGGUUAUAGUGACUAUGUCAAAAUAUAUGAUGGAUUAGAGGAAAAUCCACACAAGCUUUUGCAUGUGUUAACAACUGCUUUUGAUUCCCAUGUACCUACAGUUGUUUCUUCUUCUGGACAGAUAAGGGUACAUUUUUGUGCCGAUAAAGUGAACGCUGCAAGGGGAUUUAAUGCUACUUACCAGCUAGAUGGCUUCUGUUUGCCAUGGGAAAUAACCUGCGGAGGUAACUGGAGGUUUUAUACUGAGCAGCAGCGUUGUGAUGGAUAUUGGCAUUGCCCAAAUGGAAGGGAUGAAAUCAAUUGUACCAUGUGCCAAAAGGAAGAAUUUCCAUGUUCCCGAAAUGGUGUGUGUUAUCCUCGUUCUGAUCACUGCUACUAUCAGAAUCAUUGCCCAAAUGGAUCAGAUGAAAAAAACUGCUUAUUUUGCCAGCCAGGAAAUUUUCAUUGUAAAAAUAAUCGUUGUGUGUUUGAAAGCUGGGUAUGUGAUUCUCAAGAUGACUGUGGUGAUGGGAGCGAUGAGGAGAACUGCCCAGGAAUUGUGCCUACCAGAGUCAUAACUGCAGCCGUCAUAGGGAGCCUUAUUUGUGGCUUGUUACUCGUCAUUGCACUGGGAUGUACUUGUAAGCUUUAUUCUCUGAGAAUGUUUGAACGAAGCCACCUGGUGGAGAUCCCCGACUCUCCCGGUGAGGUGUGCAAAGCAGCACCUGCCAGAAUCCACCAGCUGUGGGGGAAGCAUGUGGAAGAUGCUGGUCCCAUCACCACGUGCCAACAGGAUGCCCCAGCUCCUCUGGCUCUGGGAGCAGCAAGAGAAACACCUUCACCAGAGGUUCACUCGACACUGCUGCCGGCUGCACCACAGACCCCAUGUAGCUCUGGACCUGACGCCGCCUCGGGACCCUCACCAGAGGUCCACGCAGCCCUGCUGCAGAGGGCCACGCAGCCCCCACAUGCCUCCACCCCUGAUGCAGCUGCAGGACCCGCACAAGGAGUCUACACAGCCCUGCCGCGGACUGUUCCGCAGCCCCCACCAUUAAAUGAUCACCAUUAA
Molecule: messenger RNA, 2280 nt
Organism: Galeopterus variegatus (Sunda flying lemur)
Lineage: Eukaryota; Metazoa; Chordata; Mammalia; Dermoptera; Cynocephalidae
Product: low-density lipoprotein receptor-related protein 12-like
Biological process (GO): pyrimidine nucleobase catabolic process
Cellular component (GO): cytosol
Molecular function (GO): protein binding; dihydropyrimidinase activity
Source: RefSeq, a predicted model, not a curated record